GGUAGGGCUUGGUUGGGGAUUUUUGAUGUUCAUGUCCCCGUAGUAUCAGUCAGUCAAUCAGUCAGCCAGCCACCAGGAUGAGUUCCCUUCAGGAGGUGACAUCCAGGAUGGGGGUGACCAGAGUGUCACCCCAGGAGGCUCUGCAGAAGUGGGCCACACAGAAGGUAGAACGAAAAUCAUUCCAAAAAGUGAUCGAUGUCAGCUCGGAGGACUCCCAUAAGGCAGGGAUGAAACCUUUCUCUUUUGUUCGACAGGUCUUGGCUGGGUGUCUGUACCCAGAGCUCCUGCAUGGCGACAGUCUUCCUCAAGACGCCAGGAAGAGAGUCCGGGACUUGCUGCGGGGCUGUGAUGGAGGCAGCGUGGGUUCUUAUUCCGACUCCGCCGGCCUACUUCACGUCCAGCGCAGCGUCGCAGAGUUCAUCACCCGUCGAGACGCUGGCGUGCCUUCACACUCCCAGAACAUCUUCAUCUCUGCUGGCUCUCAGCAAGCCCUGAUGGUGGUCCUCAAGCUUCUGGCCAGGGGGGAGGGGGUGUCCCAGACAGGUGUUUUAGCCCCCCAGCCCUGGCCCCACACUCUUCCCAUGGUGCUGGAUGUGGCGGGGGUCUGCCUGGUGCCCUACCCCCUCCAUGAAGAACAGGGCUGGGCCCUGGAGGUGGAUCAGCUUCACUGUGUACUCCAACAUGCUAGGGGGCGCUGUCACCCCAGAGCAAUUUACAUCAGCAACCCAGGCAAUCCAACAGGUCAUGUGCAGAGCAGACAAUCAAUAGAGGAAGUGAUUAAAUUUGCUGCUGAAGAAAAACUUUUCCUAUUGGUUGACGAGGUUUACCAGGACAGUGUGUAUGGGAAGGGCAGAGAUUUUGUGUCCUAUAAGAGGGUUCUGUUUGAGAUGGGCAGACAGUACUCCAAGACGGUCCAGAUGGCCUCCUUCCACUCCUUGUCCAAAAGCCUCCUGGGAGAGUGUGGACUGCGAGCAGGCUACAUGGAGCUGGUUAACGUGGACCCAGAUGUGAUGCUGUUUGCUGAGACACUAUUCUGUUGUAGCAUCUGCGCCCCGGUUACAGGACAGCUGGCUCUGGAGGUUAUGGUCCACCCCCCUGAGCCUGGCGAGCUCUCCUACGGAACGUACAAACAGGAGGUUCUCUCCAAUCGGAACACUCUGGCCCAGAAUGCUCAACGGGCUUGGGAGUGUCUGAUUGGUCUGCCAGGUGUAAGCUGUCAGCCAGUAAUGGGAGGUGUCUCUCUGUACCCCAAACUGAGCCCUCCCCCUGCACUGAUGGCACAGGCAAAGGCAUUGCAAGUGGAGGUAGAUGUGUUGUACAGUCACCUGUUACUGGAGGAGGAGGGUGUGUGCGUAGGAGCAGGGAGUCAACAUGGGCAGAGAGAGGGCAGUUAUCACCUCAGACUGUGUAUCCUGACCCGUCCUGACACGCUGGAGGAGGUCUUGAGCCGCCUGACCUCGUUUCACCUCCGCCUCCUGGACCAAGACUCCCAGCAUGCACUGGGGUGUGGCUCAACAACAAUAGAAUGAGAUUCCCUUGACUUUACUGUCGAAAUAACCUGUAGUUCCUCUAAGGAGAGAGAAGGCCUAACAAAUAACUUU
Molecule: messenger RNA, 1601 nt
Organism: Osmerus eperlanus (European smelt)
Lineage: Eukaryota; Metazoa; Chordata; Actinopteri; Osmeriformes; Osmeridae
Gene: gptl
Product: glutamic--pyruvic transaminase-like
Exons: 11
Coding region: 78-1529 (483 amino acids)
Biological process (GO): biosynthetic process
Molecular function (GO): L-alanine:2-oxoglutarate transaminase activity; pyridoxal phosphate binding
Source: RefSeq, a predicted model, not a curated record